AUGAUCGUUACCAUGACAACAUCGGGAGCCCAACUCCUCUUGGUGGCCUUGUGUGUUUACCGAAGCCUGGGCCUUCAGCAGUCGGCGCCACGGGUUCGCCUCUCCUUCAAAGAACUGAUGGACACUCGAGCCGCGCGACCCUUCAGUUUCUCCUUCAACACCAGUGACUAUCGCAUUCUCCUGAUGGAUCAGGACCAGGGCCGCUUGUACCUGGGCAGCAGGGAGUACCUGGUGGCUCUGGACAUGCACAACGUCAACAAAGAACCGCUAAUAAUCCAUUGGCCAGCGUCUGCCAAGAGAAAAGGGGAAUGCCAGAUGACAGGAAAGGGAAGACAGGGCGAAUGUGCUAACUUUGUGCGUCUGAUUGAGCCGUGGAACCGAACCCACCUGUACACCUGCGGAACGGGGGCUUACCAGCCCAUCUGCACGUUCAUAAACAGAGGCUGGAGGGCGGAGGACUACUUGUUUCGGCUGGUCCCUGGUUAUGUGGACUCUGGGAAGGGGAAAUGUUCAUACGAUCCCAAAGAAGAAAAUGUUGCAGUGCUUAUUAAUGGGAACCUGUAUGCAGGGGUCCAUAUUGACUUCAUGAGCACAGAUGCAGCUCUUUUUAGGACCAUGGGUGGGAGAACCGCCAUCCGGACGGAGCAGUACGAUUCCAGGUGGCUCAACGAGCCGGUGUUUGUGCAGAUCCAGCAAAUCCCUGACAGCGCAGAGAGCAACGAUGACAAACUCUACUUCUUUUUCCGUGAGAAGAGCUUGGACUCCAGUGGAGGGACGAGCCCUAAUGUCCUGGCUAGAGUUGGGAGAGUGUGUCUGAAUGACGAAGGAGGUCAAAAAUCACUAGUGAACCGCUGGACGACAUUCCUCAAAGCUCGUCUAAUCUGCUCAGUGAUCGGCGACGAUGGAGUGGAGACACGAUUCGAUGAACUACGUGACGUCUUCAUACAGCCCACGCAGGAUGAAAGAAACCCAAUGGUGUUCGCUCUCUUCACCACUGCAGGCUCGGUGUUCAAGGGCUCAGCAGUGUGCGUGUACUCCAUGGCCGAUAUUCGCAACGUCUUCAACGGGCCCUUCGCCCACAAGCACGGCCACAAUUACCAAUGGACCGAGUACAACGGCAAGAUUCCCUACCCGAGACCAGGAACGUGCCCUGGAGGAACCUUCACACCUGGGAUCCGCUCAUCCAAGAGCUUCUCGGACGAGGCGGUCAAUUUCAUCCGGGCUCAUCCCCUCAUGUUUCACCCUGUGUAUCCCAUCCACCGCCGCCCCCUUGUGGUGAGGACCGGCGUGGACUACCGCUUCACGGCCCUGGUAGUGGAUCAGGUGGAUGCGGUGGACGGUCGCUACGAGGUGCUCUUCCUGGGUACAGAUCGUGGCACCAUCCAGAAAGUCAUUGUUUUGCCCAAAGACCCGACCAACAUGGAGGAGCUGACGCUAGAGGAAGUCGAGGUUUUCCGAAGCAGAGCAGCCGUCAAAACAAUGAAGAUCUCGUCCAAACGCCAACAACUAUACGUGUCGUCAGAUGCGGGCUUGACACAGGUGUCACUGCACCGCUGUGGCGUUUACGGCAGGGCCUGCUCCGACUGCUGCCUCGCACGGGAUCCUUACUGCGCCUGGGAUGGGGAGAGCUGCUCGGCCUUUACUCCUUCCACUAAGAGGAGGAGCAGAAGGCAGGACGUGAAGCAUGGCGAUCCUCUGAGGCAGUGCCGAGGUUUUAACGCCAAAGUGGAGAAACGUCUGCGAGAAACGGUGCAAUUUGGGGUGAAAGGAAGCAGCACCUUUUUAGAGUGUCAACCUCGCUCUCCACAGGCCAGCGUCAAGUGGCUUUUUCAGAGGGAUGGCAAAAGGAAAGUGCUAAGCCGAGUCGGAGACGUGGUGAAGACUAACCACGGCAUCCUCCUCAAGUCCCUGAAUGGCUCGGAUGCCGGGCUCUACCACUGCCUGGCUACAGAGAACAACUUCAAACACACGGUGGCACGCGUGGCGCUGCGCAUCCUCGAUCGCGACAUCGUAUUGGCGCUCAGCGCUCGAGACGAUGACGAAGAUGAGCCCGAGACUCACGACGUGCGACCUGACCCUCGGUCGUCAUUCUCUUCCACGCCUUUCCCUCCUGAGAUCAGACUGAUAAACCAAUACUGCCAAUCCUAUUGGGAGCAGGCUGGUCCGAACCAGCGGCAACAGCGCAAGCGCACCAGCCGGCGGCACGUGGAGAGCCAGGAGCAAGGUCUGGGGUAG
Nerophis lumbriciformis (worm pipefish) is the source of this 2235-nucleotide messenger RNA. The record is from RefSeq and is a predicted model, not a curated record. Lineage: Eukaryota; Metazoa; Chordata; Actinopteri; Syngnathiformes; Syngnathidae.